Molecule: messenger RNA, 312 nt
Organism: Dromiciops gliroides (monito del monte)
Lineage: Eukaryota; Metazoa; Chordata; Mammalia; Microbiotheria; Microbiotheriidae
Product: 60S acidic ribosomal protein P1-like
Exons: 2
Coding region: 1-312 (103 amino acids)
Biological process (GO): translational elongation; cytoplasmic translation
Cellular component (GO): cytosolic large ribosomal subunit; ribosome
Molecular function (GO): ribonucleoprotein complex binding; structural constituent of ribosome; protein kinase activator activity
Source: RefSeq, a predicted model, not a curated record
AUGGCCAUCUCUGAGCUCGAUUACAUCUACUCUGCCCUCAUCCUUCACAACAAUGGGGUUACGGUCAUGGAGGAUAAAAUUAACGCCCUCAUUAAAGCAGCAGGUGUAAAUAUUGAACUGUACUAUCCUGGAUUAUUUGCAAAGGCCCUGAACAAUGUAAACAUUGCAAGUCUCAUCUGCAAUGUAGGAGUUGGUGGACCUGCCCCAGCAGCUGGUGGUGCUGCCCCUGCUGGAGCUGAGGAGAAGAAAGAGGAAGCAAAAAGAGAAGAAUCAGAGGAGUCUGAUGAUAUGGGCUUUGGUCUGUUUGACUAA